UCUCUACUUCUGCCUUUCAGGAAGAAGCAAUAAACAGUUUGGAGAUGCCGUUGUUACCUGAGUAUCAGUAUAAAAAGACCAACUUGCCACCUGAGAUGAUAAGAGAAUUUUCCUCAUUCCAAGAUAUCGAUCCAUAUAUUCAUGAGAUUGUAGAACUUCAGAAGAAAAGUACAAACAAAAUGAAAACCUUAAGCAGUUGGUUUUGGGGGAACCAGCCCCAAAGAAAACGCAGAGGAUACUCAGAAAAGUGUUGUCUUAAAGGAUGUACAAAAGUAGAACUUAGUAUUGCAUGCCUUCCAUAUAUUGAUUAUAAAAACUUAAUAAAAGAAUCAUCAGGUGUGACUGAGAUACACUAACCAUCAUAGAAAUUAUACUAACCUAAUAAAAGCUUAAUAUAUUUUACUUUUUCUUAAUUUUUUUGGUAAUUGUCCUUGAAGUUUCUCUGCUGUGAACAAAUCUGAAUGUACUUGCAAGCACUUGACAAUACUUUUUGGUGGUAAUAGGAAUCUUAGUGUGUUCUUUGGUGACUAUUUCUUCAUAUAUUAUUAUAAUUGAAAAAUAUAUUACUGGAAGUGGCAUGAUCCAUGUAGACAUUUAAGAAUUAUCUGUUCAUUCAUUGAAACGCUCUCAAGCUGCAUUUAAGUUGAAUUAUGAAAUGUUCUACAUUCCAUUUGUAUGACAUACAAACUGAUCCCCAUGACUAGUAGGUUCACUCUGGUAUACCAAUAUAUCUGUCCCAACAACUUAAAAUACUAGCAAAAAUUCCUAGUAGGAGCUCUUACACUGUAAUAAUAGGUACACUUUUAAUUCUGUGAGUUUUAUUAUAGU
Manis javanica (Malayan pangolin) is the source of this 828-nucleotide messenger RNA. Lineage: Eukaryota; Metazoa; Chordata; Mammalia; Pholidota; Manidae. The record is from RefSeq and is a predicted model, not a curated record.